This is a messenger RNA of Anopheles nili, 4275 nucleotides long. Its product is annotated as dipeptidyl aminopeptidase-like protein 6. The transcript has 15 exons. Gene Ontology annotation, biological process: proteolysis. NCBI's taxonomy places the organism in Eukaryota, Metazoa, Arthropoda, Insecta, Diptera, Culicidae. The coding region runs from base 717 to 3527 and encodes 936 amino acids. The record is from RefSeq and is a predicted model, not a curated record. Gene Ontology annotation, molecular function: serine-type peptidase activity; dipeptidyl-peptidase activity.
UUCGCGUGUCCCCAGCACCGCGGGUUUUGGUUUUGCACGAGCACGGGAAAAAGUCGUGCCCCAAAAAGGACGAAGUUGUGUCCGCGUGAGGCAGUGGACAGCGAAGGGGCAGGGGUUUUGUGGUCCGCGUGUCACCCAGGCACGGUGUCCUUCGAGUGUGACAGGACUAGCGAGUGAAUUCGGUGUCGAACCGCGCUCGAGUCCUCGCAUUUUCCCAGCAGAACGCCAGCUGCAAGGCAUGUGGACGUCUGCGUGCGCUGGCGUGUGAGUGUGCGAACCGUGUGGGUGUAUGUGUGCGCGUGUGUGUGUGUCGCUGGUGUGGUGGCAUCUCUGCAUGGGAAGGUGUUGGGUGUCGUCGGUGGCAUCCUUGGGCCGUGAGCCGCGUGACGGACAGUAGCGAAAGUGAACGAAAAUAAAAGGAUGCAGCAGUGAAAAAGGACACGCUAGAGCGCUUCAACUUCCGUGUGCUGCAGUGUUGUUUUGGGGCAAAAGGCGUAGGGUUGCCGUUUGUGUGAAAGCUCGGUAGUAGGCGACAGGCGAGGAAAACAAAAGAAGAAAAAGAGUGGAAAAGCAAGAGGAAAAACCGCCUCCAUUUCGGCCGUUCCUGUUACGGUGGCAGUGGCAUCAAUCAAGCGGACUCCCGUGCAGCAUCAGCGGGAUAUCAAGCGGGGGCAGCGGGUUGGCGAGAGAGGGAGCACCUCCGAAGGACAUCGAAGAUGAACACCGUCCAGAGCACAGGACAUGCGACCGUUCGGAACAAGAAGGACUCGCAGUUCGAGGAAUUAACUGUCUCUUCCUCGGAAAAAAGAAAUUGGAGAGGCAUUUUUAUUGCGCUUUUAGUGAUCGCCGCCGUAUUGGGGCUAAUUGUGUUUUCCAUUCUACUUCUGUCACCAGAGAUCGAAAGCUCGAAGCUGCACGGGCGCCGAAUAUCGCUGUACGAUAUCAAAUCCGGCCGAUACGAGUGGAACAGGCAGAAUGGGUCCUGGAUCAACCGACAUGAGUACGUGUUCAUCAACUCGGAGGGUGGCCUGACGGCGCUGCAGAUCACCCGUGACGGUGGCUUCCGGUUUGACGUUCUCAUGAAUAAUGCCACUUUCAGGCAGCUCAAUGUGGACAACUACGAUGUGUCACCGGACAGGAACUUCGUCCUUCUGUACGCCUCAAACGGCAACAACCAGCAGCGAUACAAUCGCAGCUACUACGUGUACGAUUUGGCGACGUCGAACGUGUUCUCGCUGUCGGUUAAAGAAGGUGAUCAGCAGGCACCCCUACUGCAGCACGUCCUGUGGGCUCCAGCAGCCUCAAAUGGGUCGUCUGGUACGUUUGGGGGUGAUAAACCUACCCACCAAUCAUCCCCGUCGUCGUCCUCGUCGUCUGGGUCGUCUUCAUCCUCGCAGGGCAUCGCUUACGUCCACCAGGGUGAUGUCUACUACAAACCACGCGUGCAGUAUGAUCUGAUCUGCCGCAUCACUACCAGUGGGCGAGACGGACCGGUGUUGAACGGAGUGCCUGACUGGCUGUACUCGAACGUGGCUGAGUUGAAGGGACCGUCGUUGUUGUUCUCCCCUGAUGGCCAGUACCUGUCGUUCCUUUCGUUCAACCUAUCGAGUGUGCAAAAGUACCAGUACCUAUGGUACGGUGAAGGUCAGCAGUACCCGCAAAUUCGCAGCCUACGCUAUCCGAAGGUACACUCGGACAAUCCGGCUGUGACGGUACACGUCGUGCAUCUGGGUGUGUUGAAGUACAUCUUCCCGAAGCCGAUCACCUUGCCGACGCAUAUCCGUGCCACUGACGGUUAUGUUGGAGGGAUGGCCUGGUUGUCUUCAACUGAGCUGUCAGUGACUUACGCCAGUCGCAAUCAGAGUCUGGCUCACGUACUUCUCUGCAGGGCACCGACGUUCACCUGCGUUGAGAUAUUCCAAGAGAAAGCCGUCGCCAACUCGUGGGUGUUGAUCGGUGAAACGCCUCUAUUCAUUCGCCUGCCGGUGUCUGAAGCAGGUGUUGUCGCCGACGCUCCCCAACCCCCCACCCCAGCUACCGUGCAGCCAACAAUGGCCGCAUCACCUCCACCACCAUCAUCACCACCACCACCAGCUAUGCCUCGACACCUGUACAUGUUGAAGCGGUUAAACGUGCGUGACGGCUCGCACGGAUACUACCGCCACCUGGUAUUGGUGUUGCUAGGGACAAAACGCACUGUUACACUGACAAUGGGCCAGUACGAGGUGACGGAGAUCGUGGGGUAUGACGAACGACGCGGACUCGUCUACUUCAUAGCCGCACCUUACCACAAACCAGGCCAGCGUCAUCUUUACAAAAUCCCUCUAGGGCUCGAUCAGCUUGCAUCCGUAGCUGGUGGUGCUGGUGCUACUGCCGAUCCAACACCUGCAGGUGGUGGUGGUCACAACGCGAGCGAUGUACUACUGCUGCGAGGACCAUUCGGUUCGGCUGUACCGUACUGCGUGACGUGCGGUAGAAGUGGACCAUCAGACGGGAGUGAUGGUGGAGAUGGUGACAGCGAUACGUCAGGUCGACGACCCAACAACUGCUUGUACAACCGGGUCGCGUUUAACGACGACUACACGUACUUCGUGCAGGAAUGCCUCGGACCGGAAUCACCCUCAACGUACCUGGUGGAGGCCGGUUCUGAGCGGAAGGUUCGCAUCCUGAACGAUGGCAGUGAGCUGCGAGAUCAGUUAGCUCAGCUCGCCAAACCCCAGAUCAUGACGUUUAGCGUGCAGAUCAAGUACGACUUUAACGCGCAGGUGAAGCUGUUCCUGCCACCUGGCGUAAAGGAAGAUGACGACCUCCAGCUGCCGCUUAUACUGCAUAUUGAGGCCGGUCCAGAGCGACAGCUCGUAUCGGAGGAGUACAGUGUUGACUGGAAUUGGUACCUCUGCAGUCAUCAAUCGUACAUCAUCGCACAGAUCGAUGCCAGGGGGUCUGGUUUUCAGGGUGAAUCGCUUAAAACGCAGAUCCGAGGACGUGUUGGCAUCGAGGUUGAGGAUCAGCUAGCUGUUCUCAUGUAUUUGCGUGAUAACCUCAAACUGGUAGAUCCGAAUCGUAUCUGCGUGUAUGGCAAGGGUUAUGGUGGCUACAUCGCAAUGCAAAUGUUGGCAACCGACUCAAACCAGGUACUGAAGUGUGUUGCUGCCAUCUCACCGAUCGUUUCAUUCCGCUAUUACGACUCGUUCUUCACUGAACGGUACGUACUGCAGCAGGACGACGUCGAGCGGUCCUUGAUCGAAUCGGACCUCUCGACAAAGGUGGCCAGUCUGGCGUCGAAGAACUUCCUGCUCAUCCACAGCACAGCUGACUGUGUUGUGCAUGAACAGCAUGCUGCCCUGCUCACACGGUCCCUCGUUAACCGGGGCAUCAUUUUUCGGCAUCAGAUGUACGUCGACGAGGACCAUGAGUACCGGAGCGUGUCCGAGCAUCUUUACCACACGAUCGAGACGUACAUCGAGGAGAACUUCGGCAACGAUAAUCAGGACUGGACGUCGGCGUUCUUCCUGUCCAAAACGUAGUUCUUCCAGGCGGCCGGAAACCGAACCGCGGGCGAACCGUACGCGGACGUUUGAAUAAUGAUAGAGUAAUGAUAAUUAAAUUUGUGAGAUGAAAAUGAAACUCGGAGAAGGAGUGACGAGGCGGAAAAACACGAACAACAAAUUACACGCAGUAAUGGAGAGAAAGAGAUAGAGAGAAAACAAAACGCAUCAAAACAUUUGCAGGAAGACGAGUGGAGAGAUAAAUGAUACUUAUAAACAAACAAGGUGUACGAAAAACUAAAUGGAAACAAAUUUAAAGAAAUCAUAGACGCACACGCGUGUGUGCGUGGACGCACACAUCCGCACACCCACAUGAAAACUUGAUCCCUUAAGCGAGGCAAACAAAAAAAAAAACAAUUCAAUCAACAACCGAAGCCCUCAAUGAACGUUUUCUUUCCACACCCCUAAACGAGUCCUGCCAGAUCCUGGUGGCUGCGUGUGUGUGUGUGUGUGGGUGGUGGUGCGUUCCCUCGCACGCGCUCGUGUCUGUAUGUCUGUGUGUUUGUGCGAUAGAUUUUAACACUUCCAACUAGGCAAGAUCGGGAGAAGAUUCGAGAUUGUCGCUAGAAAAGCAGAGUAAAAACUUUCCCUAAGAAAAUGAAACAAAAAUACCAUGUUGAAAUCCCAUAUAUUUUUUUCCAACUUUCGUUACUUGACACGCCAUCCCGGUCCUCCCCCCGAAUUUGGAGGGGCGAGGCGUUGGAGAACGAAACUAAUAAAUGAAGUA